This is a messenger RNA of Helicoverpa zea (corn earworm), 3137 nucleotides long. It is a transcript of the gene Caf1-180, whose product is annotated as chromatin assembly factor 1 subunit A. Gene Ontology annotation, biological process: nucleosome assembly. Bases 132 to 2648 code for a protein of 838 amino acids. Lineage: Eukaryota; Metazoa; Arthropoda; Insecta; Lepidoptera; Noctuidae. The record is from RefSeq and is a predicted model, not a curated record. Gene Ontology annotation, cellular component: nucleus; CAF-1 complex. The transcript is spliced from 6 exons.
UUCUCGCUUCUGUCAAAAGUUCAUCGUGUUUUGUUGAGUGUUGUAUGUUUUUAUUAAAAAUUGUUUCUUAGUUAUUUCGUACAUCAGAAACCUAUUUAAUGUUGCAAUAGAGUUUAAUUUUACGUUUUACAAUGAAAACCAGUAAGUCUCCUGAGAAUACAGAGAUAACGCCUUCGAAAAAGAAGCUGAAACAAGCCAGACUCCCCUUCAAGCUUAUUAGCGAUGUAUCACCAAAACCUGCAGCUCCUCAGACAAGGAAGCGGAAGCUUUCGGCUCCCGACACGGAAUCAAUCACGAAAGUCGGAAAAAUAAGUAACGAAAAUGACAUAGUUGAGGAUCCCGUUGUAAUUAGCGACGAUGACAGCAAAGGGGCUGAAAUCCCGAAGGAGGACAAAUCUGUUAAUCCUUUCGUCAAAUUAGUGGAUACAGCGUGGAAGAAGAAACUUCAAAAGUCGAGGAAGAAAAAAACUGGUAAGAGGAAGCCUGUGAAAACUGUUAAUGGGUCCGUAGAAACUGAGAGUGGUAAUGAUAGUGCUGACAAAGACGCCGACACCGAGAUGAUGGAAGUCGAUGAACCUGGCGAGGUAAAUGGCCAUAACAGUGACGUUGAAGAGCCUGAAUCUAUAAAAGACACUGAGCCACCUUCUAAAGAGGAUUUUACAGAAACUAAGGUAACUAACAAUGAUGAGGAGAUCGUUGAGUUAGAGGAUUCUAAUAACCCUGAUGAUAUUAAGCAGACUGACAACACAGAACAAGAUGGUUCAGACAAGGAAGAUGAAGAAAAUGUGUCUCAAAAUGAAGAUCCAGACUGUUCCAUUGUUGAGGAAUCUGCAAAUGACACUAGUACUAAAGAAAACUCUAAAUCUCCUGCCAAAAAAUUACAGAAGAAAGAACAAACAACUCCAAAACGCAGUAGUGCACGAAAUAAGGCUAAAGCGGAACAAAACAACAACUCUAAAGGUUCACCAAAUUCUAAACUCAAUGAAUCUGUUUGUUCAAAUCCGACGACUCCUAAACAGACUCCAAAGACCAGUAGGAGUUCGUCUGUCACUAAUAGCCAAGGAGAUGUGUCCAUAAAUGAGUCUACACCAUCUGCUAAUUUAACACCAAAACAGGUACAGAAAAAGUUGGAAUCUGCCAAAAAGAGAGAGGAAAGAGAGAAAGAAAAACAGGAGAGAGAACGGAAGAAACAGCAAGAGAAAGAAGAAAGGGCCAAGAUUCGUCAAGAGAAAGAAGAUCAAAAGAAAAAAGAACGAGAAGAGAAGGAAGAGGCUAAAAGGAAGGAAAAGGAGGAGAAAGAGGAACAGAGGAGGAAAGAGAAAGAAGAAAAGGACCGGGCCAAAGAGUUGGAGAAAAAGCUAAGAGAAGAGAAAGAAGAACAAAAGCGCAAGGAACGCGAAGAAAAGGAGGAACAAAGGAAAAAAGAGAAGGAGGCAAGAGAGGAGGAAAAACGCAAGAAACAAGAGGCUUUAGAACUUGAGAAGCAAGAACAAGAACUUAAAAAGAAAAAAGCGGCUGAAGCAUUUGUCAACUUCUUUGUUCCGAAACAAAAAUCGGAAAAAGAACAAGCUACUGAUUCUUGCAUCAGUAAAACCAGCAUGUUAUCCAACUUUAUGAUUAAAAAUGAUAUGCGUUUAGCUCCUUUAGUAAGAGUUGAUUUAAGUGAGGAGAAAAAGGAGGAUCUAGUUAAUUUAAUUGAGAAACAGACUGUGUCUGAAAAAGGAUUGUAUUUGAAAUGUCUGAAGGAUGGGACGAGUAAGCCAUUGUCAAGUGGCAAGACUUGGCCGUUGAGUGAUAAGGAUGAUGAUGAAGUUAUGAUAGUUGAAGACGAAUUACCGAUGCCAGACGAUGCGGGCGAAAUCUUAACUUGUGAAUCAGUUCAGCGAGAGAAACUUAGACCUAAAUUGCUCAGUUUCCACGAAAACCGGCGUCCACCAUAUUGGGGCACUUGGCGUAAAAAGAGCGCUAGUGUCAAACCAAGGCGGCCUUUUGGGCAAGAUGAGAAACAACUAGACUACGAGGUAGACAGCGACGAGGAAUGGGAAGAGGAACAAGAAGGCGAGAGUAUCGACGGCAGCGCUGCCGGCAGCGACGACGAACAGGAUGCUGACGAGUACGAAGUGGACAAUGAGGUGUUUGUGCCGCAUGGAUAUCUUAGUGAUGAGGAAGCAACAAUGGAUGAAGACGACAUGCUGUCCUUGUCACCCGAAGCACAAAAACAAAGACUGAAACAUUUAGAAGACGAAUUCGAGUCUGAAAUGAAGAAGCCCACUGAAAAACUGAAGCCGCGAAUGUACGGCUUACUCUGGGAGACGGCUGAUGGCGGGAAACCGGAGAAAUGCGUUGACGCACUCUGGAAUUACUUCGGAAAAUUAUCUAUGAUCAUGAAUGAUCCCACUCCAUUUUUCCAACCAGCCAGUGAGCCAGAAGAAACUGAGAAAAAGAAGGUUAAGAAGAAGAAGGCACCUAAAGAAACAACAGACGGUGAGCCCAAACCUAAAAGCCCUAAAAACGAAAAGAAGAAAAAAGCUAAACCUGAGGACAAAGAAAGCAAAACUCCUAAAUCGGAAACUAAAAAGAUUGUUCCAGAAACGAAGAAGAAUCAGCCCGGUAUUAACAUGUUUUUGACGAAAUUAAAAUCUUCAUAAUUAAUUUUACAUUGAUGUUAAUUUUAGCUUGAUUUUAUUUAGGUAAUAAGUUUUAUUAAGUUAUGGCUGUCGGCUUCACUUAUGACUUCUGUUUCCUAAUCUCAUAUAGUUUUUAAUGAAUCCAGUACAAAAUUAGCUAAGCUAGGGAAUGUUUUACUUCGUAUUUUUGUUGUUUCUUUUAUUUGUCAGCCGCUCAUUUUCAAAGAUGGUUGUAUUAUUAAUGCAUGUGUUAAUUGUGGCGUUCAUUCACAUAAGAAUUACAACUUGGUCUAUUUUGUACUGGCAUUCAUUAUAUUUUAUUUCUAUGAUGGUGCGAUCAAAUCAUAGACUGAUAAAUAGGUCUAAACAAUAAUUUUAUUAUAAUGUGAUGUUGAGUGCUACAUAUAAAUAUUCCUAUUGAAAUGCAUAUUGCUGUAAAUAUCAGUGUAAUUCUGCUUAGUAUGGAUUGUAUGUUAUAGAUAUUAUUCAUUAAAAUAUUGAUUUAUAGCA